Molecule: messenger RNA, 3158 nt
Organism: Boeremia exigua
Lineage: Eukaryota; Fungi; Ascomycota; Dothideomycetes; Pleosporales; Didymellaceae
Product: MAP kinase-like protein
Exons: 3
Coding region: 195-3023 (942 amino acids)
Biological process (GO): protein phosphorylation
Molecular function (GO): protein kinase activity; ATP binding; protein binding
Source: RefSeq, a predicted model, not a curated record
CACCACUCGUCGCCCGGCACCCGCUCACCACCACCUCGCCGCCCGCCGCGCCCGCUGCGCUCUCUUCACCACCAGCCCCGCGUUGCUUCACCGCCCGACCACCCCGCCCGGCCACCGCGUAUGAUGCGUACAUGACCUCGCUCCCACGCCCGCCGCCCGCUUGAUUUCCUCGACCCGCAGCCACCCGCCUCGCCAUGGCCAUGCUUGCCGCAAAGUCGCCCUACCCAGCGCCAACGCUCGGCGGAGGCCCCUCGCAGCCAUCGUCGCAGUACGCCGCCGCCAUGAACAGCUACCGCACCCACACGACCACGGCGCGCGCCGACCAGACCAUGUUCGCCUCGCCCACCGAGUCCGAGUUCUCCGACAUCUACGACGCGCCCGACGCUGUCCGGAAUUGGGACGAAGACCGCGUUGCCGACUGGCUGAAGAGCAUCAACUGCGCCCAGUAUGCCGAGCUGUUCAGAAUGAACAACAUCAACGGCGAGAAUCUGCUCGAGAUGGACCAGACGCACCUGCGCGAGAUGGGCAUCAAGAAGGUCGGCGACCGCGUCCGCAUUGGCUCGCAGGCCAAGCAGCUGCGCAACAAGGAGUUCAAGAAGGCCUCGCGGCGCACCUCCAACCGCCAGUCCCUGGCCACCCUCGACAACUCGUCGUACACGCCGCCUUCCGGCUCGCCCCGCCCCAUGCACUCGGCCGCCCGCGCUGCCCCGCUCAGCUCACGCACCGAAAAGCGCAUGUCCCGCCAGAUCACCACCGCCGAGAUGAGCUACGCGUACGGCACCAAGUCUCCCUCGCGGCCCAGCUCGCCUCUGGUCGACCAAGAGAACCGCCAACUCCGCGCCCAACGCCCCGGAGCGCUGAACAGCCCCAAGGAGCCUGGCAAGACAUACGGCGCCCACCCGCUGAGCGCCCGCUACGCCCCGAACCAGCGGACCACACCCACCGAGACUCCCCAAACUGCCCGUUUCGCCCACCACGUGCGAGCUAGCCCCAGCGUCGACGCAACCAACAGUAUGAUUCUCCCCCAGGACAAGGCCUUCAUCCGCGUCAUCUUCGACGGUGGACGCACCUCGGUGCUUAACAUUGAAGGAUGCAAGACGGCCGAGGACGUGAUGCUGAAGACUCUUCGCAAAGGCACACUGAACGAGGCCCACGUCAAGAACUACUGCUUCUACAUUCUCAACAGCAGCGAACCCGAUCCGGCCCUCGCCGAACGCCUCAGCGACAUCGAGGUCUACCGACUUUGCAAAGACGCCAACAGGCACGAGCGGGGGCGACUCAUCCUGCGAAAAGUCCACGCAGGAGAGCCCAGCGAAGAGCAACUCGCCGCAGCUGCAAACAUCUACGCCCAGCAGAACUUCCAGCACCCUCAAAACAUCUAUGUUCCGGCCACCAACCGGAGUCAGCUCAAGAUCGAGAAGCUGACUGGCGAGUCUCUGGCAGCCGUCAGCUAUCCGCUGUCGCCUGCAUCCGCACGAGAACGGGAGCGACACAUCAACUCCACUGCACAAAAUCUGGAGGGACCCGAGAGCUCCAUUCGGUCGCCAGUAUACCAUGCACGCGCUCGUAAGCUCAAGCAGUUUUACGGCGCUCGACCGCCUAGUGAGCUGAUUACCUCCGACCUCACAUCUUACUUCCCAGACGUCCAGAAGGAUGAGAUCGACAAGACUGUGCGCAUGUCUGUUCGCCGCUCGCGUCGCCUGAGCAAGGCAGCGUCCCGUCUGUCGAUGGCGUCAAACUUCAGUGUAGCCUCUAGUUUGAAGGACGCACCGCCUCUUCCCUCCAUUGCCGACAGCUGGCUCCAAGGCGGCAACCAAGCUCGGCCGUUGAGGCCGCUCUCGGUAAUGAGGCUCGGCCUGCCGUCGCAGCACGGCUACCGCGACUCUAUGGCCUCGUCCGUGCUAGAGCCACUUGAUGAGGAGUCUCCUUUAGAGCCCAACCGCAAGUCGUAUGUGUCCUUUGGCGACGGCAGCGGGUCUGACACCCUGGCUGUAACCGAUCCAGAAGGCAACACCACGAUGCAGUCUUACUUUGACGAUGGCGGCAGCAGUCUUGCUGGCAGCAGCACAGACAACACCGAGAACGGCGACUCGCUCAACAAGCGCCUUUCUGAAGCUAUUGCAGAAGACGGCGAGGAGUACGACGACGAGCUGACUGAGUACCUUGAACAAGACUCAUGGGAGAACGUCAAGUACAUGAAGGGAGCCCUCAUUGGACAGGGUUCCUUCGGUAGCGUAUACCUUGCAUUGCACGCCGUGACCGGUGAGCUUAUGGCUGUCAAGCAAGUCGAGCUCCCCUCCGCAGCAGGCACAGCACAGAUGGACCAGAGGAAGACCAACAUGGUCGAGGCUCUGAAGCACGAGAUUGGUCUGCUGCGCGAGCUCAAGCACAAGAAUAUUGUGCAGUACCUUGGCUCCAACUCGGACGAGAGCCAUCUCAACAUUUUCCUCGAGUACGUCCCUGGUGGUUCAGUCGCCACCAUGUUGAUCAACUACGGACCGUUGGGCGAGUCUCUCAUCCAGAACUUCGUGCGUCAGAUCCUUACCGGCCUGUCAUACCUCCACUCGAGAGACAUCAUCCACCGCGACAUCAAGGGCGCAAACAUCCUCGUCGACAACAAGGGCUCCGUCAAGAUUUCCGAUUUCGGUAUCUCUAAGCGCAUCGAGCAGUCCACCCUCGGCGGCAGCAAAAAGAACGCCCAGCGCGUCUCGCUCCAAGGCUCCGUCUUCUGGAUGGCCCCCGAGGUCGUGCGCCAGACCGCAUACACGCGCAAAGCCGACAUCUGGUCCCUCGGCUGCCUCAUCGUCGAGAUGUUCUCCGGCAGCCACCCGCACCCCACUCUCACGCAGCUGCAAGCCAUCUUCAAAAUCGGCGGCAGCGGCGACGCCUCCCCCACCAUCCCCGACAACGCCGGCGACGACGCCCGCGCCUUCCUCACGGACACCUUCCUCAUCGACCACGAGAAGCGGCCGUCCGCCGACGAGCUGCUCGCCAGCCCCUUCAUCACAAACCAGGGCGCCUGAGCCCUCACUACCGGUGCUUUACGCGCCACACCACACCACACAUAGUUUCUCGACACUGCAAGCAGUGUGUAGCCUCAGUGCACAGCGCACACUGCACGUUCCCCCGUGUCUCUUCUUUUUUUUUUUUUUUUUUUG